AUGAAUUCCCUCAGGAAGAAGCACGGAGAAGACUUCGACAUUGAGGUAGUUUAUGAGGAUCAACCUUCAAACGACUGGACGUCGCUGUUCUACCGUCUGCAAGGCGUGAUCCCUAAGCCGGAGAGCUAUCUAGUAGCACAUCCAGACGUUCGUGUCUUCGCCAGUGGAACGUCCUUCUACAAGCAAUGCUUCCCCAACAACUCGCUCCACUUUGGCUUCUCCUGCGCAGGAAUGCAUUGGCUGUCGCGACUGCCGUGCAAAAUCACUGACGGGCUUCACCCGACACAAAUCACCGUAGCCGAGGAACGAGAGAUGUUCAGACGCCAGGCGGCUGAGGAUUGGGAGACCAUACUCGUACAUAGGGCCAGAGAGUUGCAACCAGGUGGGCGACUGGUGAUAACUAACCUUGGUACCGAUAAAGAUAAUCAAUAUGUGGGAAACACCAAGCGUAUCAAGUGUAGCUUGAUAAAACACAUGACGGAUAAGGGCCGCACGCUGGUGAAGAAAGGCAUCAUUACCAAGGAAGAGUCUCAGAGCAUGAACAUCAACACCUGCCGUUCGCACGGAAGGAGGAACUAA
This is a messenger RNA of Priapulus caudatus, 579 nucleotides long. RefSeq names its product benzoate carboxyl methyltransferase-like. The record is from RefSeq and is a predicted model, not a curated record. The coding region runs from base 1 to 579 and encodes 192 amino acids. Gene Ontology annotation, molecular function: S-adenosylmethionine-dependent methyltransferase activity. Gene Ontology annotation, biological process: methylation. NCBI's taxonomy places the organism in Eukaryota, Metazoa, Priapulida, Priapulimorpha, Priapulimorphida, Priapulidae. The transcript is spliced from 6 exons.